AUGUCACUCCGGAGUAGCAGUCUCUAUCUUCUUUUCAUGGUUCUAGUGCUUCUGUCCUGUACAUCCUUCACAUUAGCUUCCACACCAGCAUCAUUCUGCAAAUGUACCUGCUUCACAAAUAGCACGAUUAUACCCUUGGACUCUCCGAAUCCCGAGUCGACUCCACCUCUUAAUUCCUUUGACCUUCGCGAUGACAACGCUACGUCUCACGAGAAAAGGGUCAACAAAUAUCGCGCUCUGAGCUGCAAUGACUGCAAUCGCAAGUUCUGCCUGGAUUAUAAUCUACCGAUGUGUAAAGGCGCAAAGGAAGAUGAUGUCUUCACAACCUGCUUCCAGCGAGAUUCCAGGAAGGACGAGGCUAUAGUCUUCAUCUUCAUCAUCGCCACCAGCGGUCUCCUGACCUGGGCAGCUUGCAAGCCAUGGGUAGAAAAGUGGCUCGAGGCAGCACGAGAAAGACGAUCGUAUAUUCCAGUUUCUGAGAACGCUGAACGUUAG
Messenger RNA from Aspergillus lentulus, 495 nucleotides. Lineage: Eukaryota; Fungi; Ascomycota; Eurotiomycetes; Eurotiales; Aspergillaceae. The record is from RefSeq and is a predicted model, not a curated record.